CCAAUAACUGGCUGAAGAAGAAGAGUCGUCGGCGCAGGUUACUGCGCAUGUGAAUCACAACAGAGAAUGGGGGCAUGCUAUUAGUCUUCCUUAUUUCAGUACUUUCUGAAUUUCAGUAUAUUUUAAUCGAGUAUGCCGCCAAAGGGUAAAGGUGGCAAGGGUGGUAAAGGAGCUGCUGCGGGAAGUUCAGAGGCCGAUAAGAAAGAAAAAGCACCUAAGGGAGGCACCGCUGUGAAGGUUCGGCAUAUCCUCUGUGAAAAACAUGGAAAAUGCAUGGAGGCAAUGGAGAAACUGAAGGCUGGAGUCCGUUUCAGUGAAGUAGCAUCACAAUACAGUGAAGACAAAGCUAGACAAGGAGGUGAUCUGGGGUGGAUGACGCGAGGAUCGAUGGUUGGACCUUUCCAGGAUGCAGCAUUUGCCCUUCCUGUCAGUUCCAUGGAUAAACCUGUCUACACAGACCCUCCUGUCAAGACUAAGUUUGGGUAUCACAUCAUUAUGGUAGAAGGAAAAAAGUGACAUAGGAUGGCUCAACAUUUGAAAUUAGGACAUACAAAUUCCACCUUUGGCUAUAUUGUUAAAAUGAUGAAUUCCUGAUUUCACUUCUUUAUGUUUUGCUAAAUGUAUAAGAAUAAGAAAAGUAAAUGAUCCUGGAGUGAAAUCAUGUCAGGUUUGUCUUUGUUAAACAUACACUACCAUACUGACAAUCCGACCUUAAUAUUUUUACAAGCUUAGCUUUUACAUUCACAUUAUCACCUGGGUUUUCAGUCUAUUCAUUUUUGUGGAACUCAAACCACAAAGGGCCAAAUAAAUGCAUUUUCACUCAUGCUGUACAAAACGUGUAAGCUUUGUUUGUGUGUGUAUGAGAGAGUGACAGAAAAAGACUUGGUGGAGGAAGUGUUGGCCUCACCCCGAGGAAUUUUUGCUGUAAAGUCUUUCAGAAAGGGACAUGUUGACAUUACAUUGUAUUACAUGUUUUAUUCCAGAAAUAUAACCCAUAUUUGUAAUGAUGGCAAAGCCAGAACUGUUAAAAAGGUAUGAAGAUCAUUUAAUUACUUGUGAAGUUUCUGUUUCUGUUAUUCUGUGUUCUGGUUAAAUUAAAAAAAAAGAAUGAAGCUGACAUUUACCAAGCAGAGCUGAUACAGAUAAAGUAUAUUUACUGAGUGGGGUUACAACCAGUGAUUAUCUGCAUUAUCAGUUAAUUCGC
Molecule: messenger RNA, 1204 nt
Organism: Xiphias gladius (swordfish)
Lineage: Eukaryota; Metazoa; Chordata; Actinopteri; Istiophoriformes; Xiphiidae
Gene: pin4
Product: protein (peptidylprolyl cis/trans isomerase) NIMA-interacting, 4 (parvulin)
Exons: 4
Coding region: 133-516 (127 amino acids)
Biological process (GO): rRNA processing
Molecular function (GO): DNA binding; peptidyl-prolyl cis-trans isomerase activity
Source: RefSeq, a predicted model, not a curated record